Messenger RNA from Pistacia vera, 1239 nucleotides. Its product is annotated as probable F-box protein At2g36090. The coding region runs from base 119 to 1144 and encodes 341 amino acids. NCBI's taxonomy places the organism in Eukaryota, Viridiplantae, Streptophyta, Magnoliopsida, Sapindales, Anacardiaceae. The record is from RefSeq and is a predicted model, not a curated record. Gene Ontology annotation, molecular function: protein binding. The transcript has a single exon.
CGUCAUUUCAUAUAAACUCUCUCCUCUUUCACUCCAACUCCUAUAUAAACUUCCGACUCCAAACCAUUUUGAAUCAAAGUCAAAACUCAUCAAAAGGUUAAGACUCCGUCAGCCCAACAUGGCUUCCUCCGUUGAAGCACCACCACCAUCAUCCUCCGUCGUCAAUGGUUCACUCUCCGCCGUCCAUUCAGACAUCUUGGAAACUCAUAUCUUAACACGUUUAGACGGCCCUACUCUGGCCUCGGCCGCCUGCGUCUCCUCCCAACUCUCUUCCCUCACCUCUAAACAAUCCCUCUGGACAAACAUUUGCCAUUCCACGUGGCCCUCCACCGACACGCCACGUAUACAGCAACUCAUCUCCACCUUCGCUCCUCACGGCCCCCGCUCCUUCUUCUCUAAUUCCUUCACUAAUCCCGACCCCGACAUCACCACCACCACAAACCAUGAUCACUGCCGUUCAUCAGAGUUAAUCUCGGCCGUUGAUAUUUACCAUCGCAACGAGCUCGUUUUCAGUAAAGUUGUGGAAACUGAGACGGAGAGCGGGUGGUUCAUGUGCUCACCGUUUAGAGUUGACGUACUUGACCCGAAAGAUAUGGUUCCGACCCGAAUACCGUACCCAGGUACUGAUAACACGUGUCAAGAAUUGGAAGAGGAUUUUAUGCUAAGCUGGAUCUUGAUCGACCCGAUUGGACUUCGGGCGAUGAACUUAUCGAGUUACAAGGCGGUGAGCGUACAGCGUCACUGGCUAAGUGGAGAAAUACAAAUCCGGUUUGGUUCAAUUUUAUCGGGCGGUCAAAAAGGGUCGGGUUGGGAGUUGUCGCAUUGUGGGAUUGUGGUCACGUGCGGUGGGACCAAGGGAGGGCAGAUGCACGUGAGCGAAGUGUGUUUACAGGUGGAGGAUAUGGAUGGAAUGCAUUUGAAUGGGAAGGAUAGUUUGGUAAUUCUAGACAGGGGAUUUGAGGGUAAAAGGGGAAAUAUAAGGGGGAGGGAAGUGAAAGGAAAGAAAAGGUAUGAGGAGUAUAUGGAAAGGAGGAUAGAAAGGAAGGAGAAGAAAUUGAAGAGAGAAGGAAGAUUAGAUAUGUUAUGUGUGGUUUGCGGAGUAAUAAUAUUUAGCUGUCUUGGGUCUUUUAUUUUUUGGAGAUAAAAAUAACUCUUCAAUUUUAUUUUUUAAAAACUUUUGAAUUUUCCCUUUAACAGGGAAUAAAGAAAGCGACAAAAAAAAAAAAAAAAAGAAAAAAA